CCUUCGCCUCCCUUGCUCUCCCUUUGCCUCCCGUAGGCGUCUCGUACCUGUUUCAUCCUUUUGAUAUGGCGCGGGCCGUUGUACAGCGAAGGAUGAAGAGAAAGAAGGGGGGCAAUCUCGUGGUAAAUACAGCAAUCGCUUGAUGUGCCGUCCGCAUUAAUAUAAUUAGUCACCCCGAGCGCUCGAACCGCUGUUCGAGAAGCCGAGUCGUCUCCGCUCUACUCCAUUCUACUUCGCUCUACUUGCCCUACCUUGAUUCUGUUCGAAGUAUCACAAGGCCGGGGGCAGUGCGUGCAUAGAAUGGCGCCAAAGAAAAUCGAAGAACCCGAACGGAAACCACUGAUUGGCCGCGUGGGCACCAACUUGAAAGUUGGUAUAGUAGGCAUACCUAACGUAGGAAAAUCAACCUUCUUCAAUGUCCUCACGAAAAGUCAGGCGGCUGCUGAGAAUUUCCCCUUCUGCACCAUCGAUCCCAAUGAAAGUCGCGUACCCGUUCCUGACGCAAGAUUCGAUUACUUGUGCGAAUAUUUCAAGCCAGCUAGCAAAGUUCCAGCUUUCUUAAAUGUCGUGGAUAUCGCUGGCUUAGUCAAAGGCGCCGCGGAGGGACAAGGCCUGGGAAACAAUUUCCUUUCGCAUAUCAAUGCUUGCGAUGGAAUUUUUCAUCUCUGUCGAGCCUUCGACGACGACGACGUUACCCACGUGGAGGGAGAUGUGAAUCCCGUAAGGGAUCUUGAAAUUAUUAGCGAGGAGUUACGAUUAAAAGAUAUCGAAUUCUUGAAUGGGCAUCUCGAAAAGUUAGAAAAACUCGUUGUUCGGGGAAACGACAAGAAACUCAAGCCUGAAUACGAUACAUUACUGAAAGUGAAAGGUGUAAUGGUGGAUGAAAAAAGGCAUAUCAGGUUUGCCGAUUGGAGUGCUACUGACAUCGAAGUUCUCAAUAAAUAUUUAUUCCUUACAUCAAAGCCAGUUAUUUAUUUAAUUAAUCUCUCCGAAAAGGAUUACAUACGUAAGAAGAAUAAAUGGUUGAUAAAGAUCAAGGAAUGGGUUGACAAGAACGAUCCCGGAGCUAUUUUGAUUCCCUUCAGCGGGGCCUUUGAAAAUAAACUUCUGGAUAUGGACGAAGUAGAACGUGCGAAAUAUUUUGAAGAAAACAAGGUUACUAGCGCGUUGGACAAGAUCAUCGUCCAAGGAUACAAAGCAUUGCAACUGCAAUACUUCUUUACAGCAGGACACGACGAAGUUAAGGCAUGGACUAUCCAGAAAGGCACAAAGGCACCUCAAGCUGCAGGAAAAAUUCAUACCGAUUUCGAGAAAGGAUUCAUUAUGGCCGAAGUUAUGAAGUUUGACGAUUUUAAAAACGAAGGAUCGGAAGCAGCAGUGAAGGCUGCUGGGAAGUACAGACAGCAAGGGCGCAACUACGUUGUCGAAGACGGGGAUAUAAUUUUCUUUAAAUUUAACGCUGGUGCCGGAUUAAAAGAUGCGAAGAAAAAGUGAUGGCACGUUUUGCUCAUGUUGUUGCUAGUUCAUUUGUACAUCAACAUGAUUGCUAUGUUUUGUUGCACGUGCGAAAUGCGCAUGAUACGAUCGAAAUCGCUUUCUGAUACCCCUUGAAUUUAUUUUCCGUUCUAUAUAAAAUCACAUGUACCAUCGUUGAUAACGAUAGCAACAUUUUUAUAUUAGCAUUUGAAACUUGAAUCGAAUAAGUAUUUUUACAUGUUCUAUUAUACUAUAAAAGUAACACGCCUUUUGCUUGUACGAUCAAAACGACUUUGUCAGUUCUAUCGUAUCAAUGUUGGUCAAGUUUGUGGAGCAUUCGUCACUUUUCUUUCACAUUAUACAACGGUCACGUAACUGGAAACUUGCAUUUUAAAGAUCAGUUGGUGUAAAUAAACAAUAAGAGCUUCGUAAUAUAAUAUCCUGCUUUUA
Molecule: messenger RNA, 1926 nt
Organism: Eufriesea mexicana
Lineage: Eukaryota; Metazoa; Arthropoda; Insecta; Hymenoptera; Apidae
Product: obg-like ATPase 1
Exons: 11
Coding region: 301-1494 (397 amino acids)
Cellular component (GO): cytoplasm
Molecular function (GO): ATP hydrolysis activity; ATP binding; GTP binding
Source: RefSeq, a predicted model, not a curated record